Messenger RNA from Amoebophrya sp. A120, 8850 nucleotides. The record is from the annotation of a GenBank genome assembly. Lineage: Eukaryota; Dinophyceae; Syndiniales; Amoebophryaceae.
AGGAGCAGUGGUAGAUAACUGAAUGACAAGCCACUACUAGUACCUGUUUUCAACUUCCAUCCCUGCCUUCCCCCCAAAACAAGAGAAGCAAGCGUAUGGCAGACUGUUCCGAUUAGACGAUAGAAGAACCAACCGGCUAGAAAAUUGCUUUCCCUCGAUGUUCUUUUGUUGCUUUACCUCUGGAACUAAAACUUUGUCGAGCAGCACAACUACGUUUCAUUCUUUUCGGAUUUCUGCUCAACAGAAAAUGUCGCUCCGUCGCGUCGUGUCCGACAAGAGCGGUGUGCUUUUUCUGGCUAUUUCCCUCCAUCCCGUGGCGAUCACGCCCUUCGUUUCCGCCCUUUCCUUCUCCACGGUGCGAAACAGGAACAGUGGGAAGAUCACGAGCAGAAAGAAGCUGAAACGAGGAAAAAUUGUGGCUCGUCAACAAAAACAGCUGCAGCAAGAUCAAGAACGGCGGGAAGUGGAGCACGAAGUAGAACUUCUACCUGAGCAGGACAACAUGAGCAAAGAGAUGCUGAUGGUGCAUUACUACAAUGACACGAACGACGGAGCAGCAGGAUCUGCAGCAGCAGCUCCGGGCGGAAUAGUACCAAUGACCUCAGCGGCGCUCCUGCAGGUGACGGCGAAGGAGGCGUUGAAACCUCCCAACUGGAACGCGUGGCCCCACUGUCCGCGGUGCCAAGCGUACAACUUUGUGCGUCUUGUUCAUCCGACCGACGGCACAGGUACUACUUGGUACGACAAUCACAUCGAGACUGCUGAUGUACAGGUAUGGCAGGACAGAUCCUGGAACCCUAAAGCCGGUGGCGCGGGAGCCACCGCCGCGUGUCCUAACUACAGUAACAAGAAUCCCAGCCCGUUCUCACACCACGCGUGCGCGCUGGAGCAGGCGGAGCAAGUAAAGGACCACUGCAAUCAAUCCGGCUGCUCGGGUUCCAUAUGCAUUGCAAAAAUGUCUGGGUCUGGAAGAUUGCAACUUGUGAUGCUGUCUCUGCAUUCUAAAAAAAGUCUGUAUUGCAUGACCAGCAAGAGGGGUCCAGUUUGUGCUACAUGGAGAGGGUAUGUCUCAUGCGGGAUAGGCAUCAGAAAGCCCGCUAAAAAUCUGUGAUGCCAGGUUAUGCAUUACAGACGUCAUAUGUCAUUGUAAAAUCUGCGUGACAAGUCUGACAGUUUACCGGGUACGCGGUUAAAAGUGCGCGAGUUUUUUUUUAUGAUUGUCUACUGCACUUCGUUGCUAUUCACUGCACUUUGCCACCGCUGCACUUCCUUCGUAAGUACCUGCCGCCUCGUAAAUGGAGCUAGAUCGCAAAUUCGUGCGCUCCUCAUUCUGAAAAACCCGAUCUUCCCUGCCUUCCCCUCGUGCCCACGUAGAUGUAGGUCUCUACCCUUUUACUUCCUCCGUGUCGUGUAGUUUUGUCUUGUUUCUUGACUCAUUCUUGUAGCGCUAGAUCGCGGAGCCCGCUUCCUCGCAGGGGCAGCUGUUUUUUUUCCGUCUUGCCAGCGGACCUGUGGAGGGGUUGGGGUUGCAGCUGCGGCUGCUUGCGUGUAGAUUUUUUGUGGGUCGAGUACGUUGUGGGCAAGGGCGUUUAUUUUGGCAUGUGGGCGUUCCUGAUAUUGCCGCUCGGGCUUAUCCGUAUCGCUAGACGUACCUCUAGCCUUUUAUUGGUCUUAAAAAAGUAAUCAGGCCCUCUUUGCGAUCUCCGGUGGAGAAAUAUAGCACGCAAUUCCUAAGUUAGUCCCUGGCCCGGUCUGCCAAUCCGGGUAAGAGAAGCAUCGUCGUGCUUCUCUACUAAAUCGCUUACUGGUGCCUGCCCGCUCGGGGAAUAAUUAUGUAGACGGUCACCGCUUGUGGUGGUCAGACAGAGGCGUUCGAGUCUAGUUAGUCCUUAGCUGCGCGCUACUCUUUCAGUUCGUGCGGGCUCGAGGUGCUGCGAUCACCGGCAGGAGCUGAACAACAGCGAACAUAAGGACGUUAGAUUUUUGAUUGCUCUACAUUACAAGACCAGCACUUGUGUCGGCCCGCCGAAGUUGCGCGCGCGGGUUCAGCAGUCUUCUUUCUCGCGAAAAAGGUGAGUCUCCUGACCCUUUCGGCCGUCACCACUCCGCCGGUAUUCGUGCUUGCGCGGUGCCUCACGAUGACGAUGACGGUUAAAAGUUUGCACCCUUAAUUUACAAAGGGACGCCCUGCCCUUAGUUUCCCAACAUGACAAGUCUGGCACUCUUCCAGACCCAGACAUUUUUACAUUUGAUAUUCCAUUCGGGGCGACGACCAAGUCACUGGGUGGGACGAAAACGCAGGUCCCGAGGGUUGGACGGCGCACACUGGCAAUACAUGGGACAAGAUCAAGACGAAGGUCGGCACGAGGAAUGUCCGUAAGGAGAAAGUUGUGGCUGUGCACUGCAGCACGAGACCCUGCCUUGUGCACGGCAAGGCCAACGGCCUUGAGGAGGGGGACAAGCAACUCUGCGUAGACAACGAGUGCUGCCUUUGGGGAGAUAUGUGCACUAGCCAUCUUUUUGGCGCGUGUAUUAACCGCGAGCGAUACUGUCGCGCUGGCCCAUACUUAUGAAACAGCUACAGCACCUAGUACAUCUCUACCAGAAGAAAAGAAUUUGCGUUGCUGGUGUUUUGUUGUCACUCAAUGCGCUGCACUGGACACCUGCCACGGUGCUCAACUUCUUGCUCCAAACGAAAUGAAAAAUGUAUAAAGCGCACGGCUGAGGUUAUUAAAGGCAAAAGCUUCAGAACAACGCGUCAACAUGCGGAACACAAAUCAAGCACGACUGCUUUCGUUUUGUGACCCUGCCGCAACAGGAAAAAAAACUCUAGCUAAAACAGUAGGGAUGUGCCUGAUCUGCUUUUCUGCGGGAUAUAGUCUAGACAAUGUCAACCAAUGUGGCGGCUCACCGUGCGGACAGGGAAAGAAUUAUCCCAGUCACCGAGUGACAGUCGAUAGCUUGGACCUCGAUACAUCCAUCAAAUAUCCAUAGAAAAGCGCUAGUGUUACAGCCACGCGCCGCGACCUGUUGCCGUUGUGACGCCAGGGAAAGAACAAACUUACUCUGCAUGAAGAUCACAGAGCAGAAAAUCACUUGCAGCGUAGAGACCAAAGAAGGGAAAUAAACACGCACGCAAAGAGGGUCGCGUAGUAAAAGUAAUAUUUUUUCCAGCAUGAUAUAACAACGUUGUCCGUCUUGCUUUUCGUUGUCGUGCUGCAUGUGUAGUUGUAACACUUUUAGGCUUGCAUAUCAACCGUGUGGAUUUCACCACUACCACGACCGCGCCGCCCACAACAAAACCUCCGACUACGACAUCAAAGGCUCCUGGUCCUGCCGGUACAACAACAUCAAAAGCUCCUUCCAACGUCGGAGACGGUGUAACCGACGCUCCCGAGGCAACGAGUGGUCCGGGUGGAACUACCGUGACUACCGCUCCAGCAACCGUGACGACUAUCUCUCCCCCGUCCGGUGCUACAACUACGAGUCCCACACCACUACGCAUUGCAAAAGUAUCGCACUGCUCGUAUAAAUGCAUUUACAAAUUUCCUCAGCAUGAAAAAUAAGAUUUGUAAUGUUGAUUUGCUUUGGGAACAAGAUUUGUAAUAUGCCAGACUUGCAUUUACUUACGAGUGCGAUACUUUUGUAGUGGAUAACCGCCCGCCAGCUGCAAGAACGCGACGGCCGCGAACACGACGGGGCUGCCGACACUCACCACCGACGAACUGAAAGCCAUUGUUGACUCGGCUGGAUUAUGCAUUGCAAAAGCAUCGUACUAGUAUAAGUUGCCUAUACAAAUUGUCGUAGCGUGACAGAUGGAAUUUGUAAUGCUGCCUUAGCUGAGCAAGCCCAUUUGUCAUGCAUAUCUGCAAUUAGUACGAGUAUGAUACUUUUGCAAUUCAUAUGGAUCCGGCGACGGCGACAUCACCAACGCGGUACUGCCCGAGCUAGUCAUAUGGUAGUGUCAGGAUCCAAAUCGACAAAGUUGAAAUAACUUGUAAUGCAUAAAAUGCAUGACGCGGAACAAGACGUGUGUUGCAGAGCAGGCAAGCGAGGCUUACUGUAUUACAAGCCUGUUAUUUGGGGUUAGACAAGCUCGAGCUGCUAAAGUAGCAUGAGAGAAUCAGUCCUUGUUUGCCUAAACAGCACGACAAACUGGAUUUAGGCACCGCCAGAAUUUGAUGUCAUGCGCCACUUAGAAACUGGGUUCCAACUGGCAUCCAUUUUAUGCAUGGCAAAUUAUUUCCACUUUGUCGAUUUCGAACCUGACAGAUCCAUAAGUCAACCGCUGUGUGGACCCGGAGACAGCCAAAGCUGCGGCCGCGAAGAUCGAGGUCGUGUUCAUAUGCAUUGCAAAAGUAUCGUACUCGUAGUUGUAAUUGCAGUGUAUGCAUGACAAAUCUCCUUUCUAAGGUAAAACUACAUGACAAAUGUAAUUUUUCAUGCUGAGUCAAUUUGUGAUGCAAUUCAUACUAGAGCUAGUGCGAUGCUUUUGCAAUGCAUAGCUCAUAGCAAAAGGCAACGUGGUGGAGGCCAUUGAAGAGGCCGUCGAGCUGGUGGAACAGGAGACCAUCGAAUCUGUGGAGUCACCACCAUCGACCGACUGCUGCAACUGUUGCUGCGCGAUCGUUACCGUGGUGGUGCUCCUGCUCCUCACGGGCGGCGGCCUGUUGGCUUAUUUUUUCCUCUUCACCGAGUCCGCAGAAAAGCAGGGCGCGAACAAGGGAUUGGAAGCGGAUUCCUAUGAGCCACGCUUCUCCUUCGACGUGGUCCAGCAGGCCUUCAUUGGUGCCGGUCUGUCGCCGGCGUACGCGAAAGUUUUGGCGCAGCAAAUCGCGAACACGGACUCUGUAUCCAGUGCAAAAGUAUCGUACUCGUAGUAAUUGCAAUUAUGCAUUACAAAUCUCCAGCCCAAGGUAAAACAGCAUGACAAAUUCCAUUUGACAAAUUCCAUUUGACAAAUUCCAUUUGUCAUGCUGAUGCAAUUUGUAAUGCAAUUACUACUGGUGCGAUGCUUUUGGUUUUGCAAUUCAUACUCUGUGGAAGACGACGAUGAGCUGUCGCGGCCGCAAACGGAACAUGAUGCGCAGAUCAUGAAGCGGCUCGGCCUGGAUUUCUUCGACACCGAACCUGAGCGGGUCGGGCGGCUGCGGUAUUUCCUGGAGGCGGUCGCGCGUGGCGAGCACGAGAAGCACAAGCAGGCCCGGCUUCUGUCCGGCGCGGCGGGCGCGAGUGAGUACCAAUACGGAGGUGGUUUUGGGGAGCCAGAGGAGGAGCACGUUUUGACGGAGGCGGAGGCACGACUCAAACUCGAGGCGGCCGGUUUGUCGACGCAAGCGGCCUUUUUCGUUGCGGCACGGCUGCACGCAAAGAUGCAGCAAGAAUAUGAUCCGCAGUAAAUUUAAUAUUCCCGUACAUGAUGAUCACGACAUACAGAUCAUGCGCUGUCUGCAUGACAAAAGUUUCUUUCAAUCCUGAUCAGCAUGACAAGUGGUGACAUGCUCACCAAAUUAGGAUUAGCGGAAUUAUUUGUCAUGCAUUUUGUACUACGUGCUUGUAGUUUACGGGAAAUCGAAAUUUGUAUUGCAUAGAGAACACCCGAAAGACACGAAAGCGGCGGCCAAGGAAGUGAUAGACGGCAUUACGCAGGACGGGGACUGGUUGGCUUUCGCCUCGCCAGACGACAUGGCGCAACUGAACACGCUUACAGACGGGAACGCCCAAUUCUACAACAAUUUCCAGAAGGCGAACACCAAGAAGAAGAAGACCUCGCGGCACUCUACUAUGGUUCUCGAUUUGCACGCUGUCUCGGUGACCGACCAGGACCCAGCGAACGCGUUGCAAUUUGGGCACACCGAAACGGCGGGCGUGGUUACGGGGUUCCAAGUAUCAAAUGUAAAAAUGUCUGGGUCUGGAAGAAUGCAACUUGUCAUGCUAAAUCUGAAAUAUGUAAAAAUCUGUGUUGCAUGAUUACCAAAAGUCGUCCAGUUUUGACCAAGUCGGGAGGGAGUUUCUCAUGCAGGAUAGGCAUGAGAGAGAUCGCGCAGAAUCUGUCAUGCUAGGUCCUGCAUUCCAGAUCUCAUGGGUCAUGGAAAAUCUACAUGACAAAUCGCGCAUUCUUCCAGACCCAGACAUUUUUGCAAUCCAUACCAAGCUCUGAUGCCCCCCAAAAAGCGGUACGACCUCAAGCUCCAUCGAGAAACACAAGCGAAGAAGUAUCCUGAGUACAAACGGUCCCACCUCAUAGUCAAGAUGGGAAAUCUGCUAGACAAAUCAACAAGCUUAAGUUGUUACGCAUGACAAGUUUGGCCCUGUGGUGGAAUCCUGUUUAGCGCGUUCAGAAGCAUCGCAAGUCUAAGCAUAUCGCGCUGAUUGGAGCACUACAAAUUCCAAAGCGCGACUAGGAAACUCUUCUCAUGCAUGGGGCUCCGCAUGAGAAACAUUUUGAGCAUGCGGAUUUGCAUGAAAACUAUGGGGCGGGAUGUUUUUACACAGGAUAAGGAAAAAUCCCGAAUUACCACCGGCACCACGGUCAGCGACACAACUUCCGGAACGACCAGCGAGGGUGUAGUUCCUGGAGACGAAGAUCACGCGCGAAAAAAGAAGAAGAAGAAGGUGAAUAAAGCCGGGGCCAACAUCAACAACAACAUCACCGACCCGGUGCAAGAGCUGGUCGAGCCUGUGCAGCGGACUAGUAAACUUCGGGCCAGCAGUCGGGUGAUUCAAGAGCACGGAGCAGCAGGUGCGCACCAUACUACGACUUCAAAUUCUGAAGGCAUAACUUCCACUUCGGACGCAUCUGCUAUUGAGAGGAAAAAUCCCCCCUCCCCAUAUUGAAAAGGCAUGUUUCCGAAAAUUUGUGUUGCUGAUUUGAGGUCACAAAUCGCAAUUGUUUUGCAAGAAGACAAGGGCAGAAGCUUCCGCCCCAUUAUGGAGGCGAUUUGUCAUGCUGUUGGGCGUAAAGGGGAGCCGCCUGCCAUGCUGAACAACUAGACGCAUACGCCCCUCCCUAGCUUGGGGAUCUGACCGCAAUGCUUUCCUGCAAUACAAAGCUGAUUUGCGUACCCAAAUCCAGCAUCAGAAAUUUCGUUUUGAUAUGGGGAGGGGGGAUUUUUCCUUGCAAUAUCUGCUUCCGACACGUCCGGUGGAGAGGAAGCGCACGGCAAGGGGCCUCAGAAAAAGAAGAAGAAGAAGGUCGUAUCAUUUGUAAAAACGUCCCCACACCAGAGUCAAGAUGGGGAAUCUGCUAGACAAAUCACCCAGCUUUGGUCGUUUGGCAUGACAAGUUUCUCCUCGUGCUGUAAUCCUGUUUAGGUAGUUCAGCAGCAUCACAGAUCCAGUAUAUCAUGCGGAUUGUAGUAUCACAAAUUCCAAAGCACGACUAGAAAAUGCCUCUCAUGGCGCUCCGCAUGACAAACUUUUUUGGCAUGCAGAUUUGCAUGACAACUCUGGUGUGGGGACGUUUUUCCUCAGGAUAGGUCGUGGCGGGUACAUCGACGAAGCAAGCGAAGCAGGGCGAAGCGGACGCAUCCAUGGAAGCGGCCGAGAAGGAGCUGCUGAGCGAAGCGAAGUAUGCAUUGCAAAUAUGUCUGGGCUAGCAGGAAGGUGGAAUUUGUGAUGUGUGUUGCAGAUCAUACAAAAAUCUGUGUCGCAUGACUUGCAAAAGGUGCCCACUUCUGGCCAGCCUGAGAGGGUAUUUGUUUCUCAUGCAGAAUAGGCAUCACUAAGAGGCUGCAGAACCACUUGUGAUGCUAGGCCCUGCAUUCCAGAUGUGGGGCAGCUUGGAAAAACUGCAUGACAAAUUUCGAAAUCUUCCAGACCGAGACAAAUUUGCACUUGAUACGAAGCGCGCACUCGCGGACGUCGGCUUUUCGAAGCAGCAGGCGACACUCUAUGCAAUACAAAUUUCCCGUACAUGUUGUACAAGAUGCAUCACAAAUUUCACCAAUUUGGAGUGUAGUAACACUUGGCAUGCUGAAUUAGGAUCAAAGCCCAAUUUUGUAAUUCAGAGACUGCAUUUGUACGUCGUGUACGGAAAAUUUGCUGUGGAUACACUCCUUGCGAACCGCAUUGCGGGCGUUCGCGCGGCGGAGCUGCGGUCGCAGAACAUGAAGCUCACCGACGAGGAAAAAGCCAUCGCCCAGCGGGGCCUCAACGGCGCGAAAAUUUUGGAUCUGAGUGACUUAGUGGACGAACUGGUGGCCCAGAAAGCCAGCUUCUUCGUGAAAACGCUCGCUCCCACCUCCACCAUGCAGUCUAUGCGGGUUAUCCCGAACAAAAACAUCCCCAUUCCACAGUUGUCAUGCAAAUCCGCAAGCCUAAAAUGUCUCUCAUGCGCAGCCCCAUGGCAGCCAUUUUCCAAUGCUACCGGGGAGUUUGUGAUGCUGGAAUCAGGAUAAGAUAGUCAAUUUGUCAUGCUGAUGCACUAGCUAAACAGGAUUACACUACGGGCCCAAACUUGUCAUGCUCGAAAGCCAAAACUUGGAGACUUGUAUUGCGCUUUUGCCAACUUGACCAUGGGGCGGGGACGUUUUUGCUCAGGAUACGGGUCAGCGCCCGCCCGGUAUCUAUGUUGGCGGAACGGUGCAUUAUGCAUUGCAAAAGUAUCGUACUAGUAGUAUGAAUUGCAUUACAAAUUUUCUCCGCAUGAGAAAUGGAAUUUGUAAUGCUGAUUGACCUUAGGAAAAAGAUUUGUAAAAAUGCAUAACUGCAAUUACUACGAGUGCGAUACUUAUUUUGCACAGGAUAUGCAUGACGGGGCAGCCAUUGUCGAUGCUGGCCAGUCGGAUGGAAGGUGGUGGUGACCAUGCUGGUGGACACAAAAAGCACAAAGUGAAAACCAAGCACUAA